GUUAUGACUUCACGGAGGUCUUGCGGUGGUUUGGAGAGCGCGUGGAUCGGAUCAUCCUGCUGUUCGACGCUCACAAACUGGACAUCUCUGACGAGUUUUCCGAAGCCAUCCGAGCCUUCAAAGGACAAGACGACAAGAUCCGGGUUGUCCUCAACAAGGCCGACCAGGUGGACACGCAGCAGCUCAUGAGGGUUUACGGCGCCCUCAUGUGGUCGCUGGGGAAAGUGAUCAAUACUCCUGAGGUGGUGAGAGUCUAUCUGGGAUCCUUCUGGGGCAAACCUCUGCAGAACACUGAGAACAGGCGUCUGUUUGAGGCGGAGUCUCAGGAUCUCUUUAAGGACAUCCAGAGUCUCCCGAGGAACGCGGCGCUGCGUAAGCUGAACGACCUCAUCAAGAGGGCGCGGCUGGCCAAGGUGAGGCAGGAA
Notothenia coriiceps (black rockcod) is the source of this 425-nucleotide messenger RNA. Its product is annotated as EH domain-containing protein 4-like. The record is from RefSeq and is a predicted model, not a curated record. Gene Ontology annotation, cellular component: recycling endosome membrane; cytoplasm; plasma membrane. The transcript is spliced from 3 exons. Gene Ontology annotation, biological process: endocytosis; protein localization to plasma membrane; endocytic recycling. The annotation marks the transcript as partial. NCBI's taxonomy places the organism in Eukaryota, Metazoa, Chordata, Actinopteri, Perciformes, Nototheniidae. Gene Ontology annotation, molecular function: GTP binding; cadherin binding.